Neurospora crassa OR74A is the source of this 543-nucleotide messenger RNA. RefSeq lists its product as hypothetical. The record is from RefSeq and is a predicted model, not a curated record. The transcript is spliced from 4 exons. The coding region runs from base 1 to 543 and encodes 180 amino acids. Lineage: Eukaryota; Fungi; Ascomycota; Sordariomycetes; Sordariales; Sordariaceae.
AUGGUGUUCCUUGCGAAGAAGGCAAGGAGAAAUCAAUCUGGCAGCACGGAGCUGCACGCUGCUUCGACUGCCUGGGCAACUCGCCCAGCUCUAGCAAACGACAAGCAGUCAUCGCCAGGGGACUUCUUGGUGUUUGGUCUUGCUCUGAUUGCUGCAGUGAGGCCGACAACGGUGCUGGGAAGCACUGCCAACUAUGCAGCCAACGCCAGGUUGCAAAAAUUGAUCGGGCUAGGCAAAGAAGGGCCGCGGGGCAAACUUGGAUCCCAGCUCCAUAUGACAACGAGCGUUACCGAAAAGGACUACUUGAUUUUUUGGAGGCCAUUGAAAGACAGCGAGUUUGGUGUUCGACCAAGAAAAAUGGUCAAUCACACGAAGAAGAAGAACAAAGUGGAGGCUGUCUAUCGCGUUAUCGUCAAACUUGUGAUGAGCAUGAACCCACUUGCCAGAGCCGAGGGCCUUGUUGAAACACGCACACCGCACCACCAGAUACAAGGCAAGACCGGGCAACGGUAUUGCCAAAGACCGACAAUCCUUGGCACCUGA